Molecule: messenger RNA, 1272 nt
Organism: Suillus plorans
Lineage: Eukaryota; Fungi; Basidiomycota; Agaricomycetes; Boletales; Suillaceae
Exons: 9
Coding region: 1-1272 (423 amino acids)
Source: RefSeq, a predicted model, not a curated record
AUGUCAGUAUUAUCCCCACCCUCACCAGGAUUCUUGGCUUCAUCUCUUUCUUUAUCAGAUCAUUCAACCAAUUUCUUGCAGCAUCCAAAGGAUUACCCACAACAUAAUAAUCAACUUCAGGAACAGAUUGCAGUAUAUGAAUCACAAUGCAUCAAGUUACAGUGUGAAAUCACAAGACUCACAGGAGAACGUGAUACUAUCAAACAAUCAUAUCAUGCCAUUAUUCAAGUUCUUGGAUUGCUGAAAGAUACAGACCCUCUCAAGUUCAGCAUUGACAAUAUCAUGGCAAUGGUCUCUCACAUCAAGCGAGGCACUGCUCCUUACCUUGAGGAAGAAGAUGGUAAUCAUACCAUGAACACUACACUCAAGUCUAUUCGCCAGAUGUGUCGCACAGCAUGGGCAGAGCUUGUUGUGAAGAAACUCGCACCACUAACAUGGGCAAGGCUAUGUGCUUCUGCGGAAGUACCACCUCAAUCAGGACAGGACCUGGAAGAACCCAGACAGACUGCCGCCAAACGUGAGGCUAUGGAUGAGGAUGAGGAUGACAUGCACUUUGACACCAAGCCCAUUGUUCACAAUGUUAAGAAGUCAAAGGGUAAGAAACACAAAUGUAGUAUGGAUGCCUCCAAUGCUUCAGAGCUCACCAACAAGCGUCAAAAAGUGACUCUUGUACCCAAACACUGUCCUGGCUCUCUCAUCAACAUCUCCGACUCGGGUGCCUCCCUGUCGUCUUCUGAUCAUUCUCUCCCAGCAACUCCAAUUGACACCACAUCCAUUGUUAUCCACAGCAGCACUCAUACUAGAAACACAGAUCUUCCCUCUCCUCUUAGCAACCAUGACUGCAAUCACGAUCUUCUUGAAGGCCUUGGCAACAGUCCCGACAAACAACAUGAGCCUGAUCUGCCUCUGCCUACACUCCCUCCUUCUUCUCCACCUUGUCAUGGCGCCUUUCUUCCUGGCAUCUCACUCGAUGAUUCAAACAACGAGAACGUCUCUGUUGUCCUCAAGAAUUCACUCGCAAUAUAUUUGGUGGGCACAGUGGCAUUCCCAAAGUCAUCCCCACUCCAGCACUUCCUCCAAGCACUUGAGCAAAGGUUCUACGAAGAAUGGAAAACCAACAAAAACGGAACCACAGAUGAAUUCAAGCUCUAUUGGACCACCCUGUCAACAGCUCAGCAAGACGAAUAUCAAGCUGAGGCUGAGCGUCUUGACAGCACUGGUGCCUGGAAGAAGGCCUCCGAUCCUGCCGUCAUCAACGGCACUCCUUACUAG